AUCUCACUUUAUGAGAGAACAAAAUUUUUAGUCGCUGUAAAGUUUUAAGGAUCCAAUUCUUUGCUCAGGCGAUAUUCAAAUCAGAAUUUUUAGAGUACAGUUUAAAAAUAAAAUAUGGUGCAGUUGGGACGUCCCUGAAACAAUCAAUAUGGCCACUCGUUACUCGGAGGUCCACGACAUAAUUUAGAAGGAGUUGUUUUUAUCGAAAUAAACAAUGCAAAGAACGGUCUUUCAUUCAAAAUAAUUAGCGAGAUAAUUAGUUGGAAGUAAACUAUAGAUACCAGUAUAGGUUGUGUCAUUUUUAAUAGUGAAAUUAAGUCAAAAUCGUAAUAUAAGCGGCAAAUUCUUAGGUUGUGCACUGUCGCUAUAGCUGCAGAAGACGCUUCACGAAGCUAUUUAAUUUCAUUUUUAUCUAAAAUUUUGAUUAUGGUUUUUUCGGAGGUAAGAGGUAAAGCAAGUUAUUCGUGAUGUAGUUUAACUCGUGGACCUUGUCCUCGCGUAGUUUGCAGUGAUCGUUGCUUAUAUUUUACUCAUGUCUGAUAUAAAAGAUAGCGAAAUGAGUAGACCUGAGGGUGCUGAUUGUGCAAAAGAGGAAGAAAUGGCUGCCAAAGAAGUCGAUCAGGACAAAGUCAGCAUUCAGAAGAUUCUUGAGGGGAUGACAAACGAAUUCAACAAAAGUCUAAGCUUACACAAGGCCAUUGAUAUUGACAAGUCACCACAAAAAAAUAACAAAGUUGAACUUCCUCCAAAAGAACAGGAAAAGGUUUUAAAACAUUCCAAGGUCAUUGAAGAAGAUAAAAAACUCGAUAUAAUAUCAGAAGAGUGCACCCCAGUGAUUGAUGCACCAAUAUCAGACACACCCCUAGACAUUCCUGUUGACAUUAUAGCAGACCAGGAAAAUGAGGCUGCCCUGAAACAAAUUUAUCAAAAAAAAGAAAAUCCUAAGGAAUCGAUACCGAGGAUUGUACUAACUUUUAGAACCAUAGAUGAAAACACCGAUAAUGGCAGAAAAACCAAAAUAUCAAGCUGUUCUUCUAAUCUCAAAUUAGUACCAGACGAGUUGACCAAUUGUGAUCAAAUUGGUGGGGUGUCAGUUAAAAUUGAAAAUUCUGACGAGAACUCAAACCCUGAUUAUAAGUCAGAUGAAAAUGAAGAAAAAUUAGAUGAUUCUAAGGUGAAAAAUGUAGUAGAAGAAGAGGAUACUAAGAUUAUGAUAUCAAAAGUUGAAAAUAAUGAAUCUAAUCAUUCUGAAAUUCUUGAGAUAAAUAUAAAAAAACCCAGUGCUCCUGAGCUCAAUGAAAGCAUUCAGGAUACUGUUGAUGUCAAUUCUGGUUCUUUGAAGAGAAGGGUCGGACGCCCAAGACGACUACGAACGAUGAGUUACACAGUAGAAGAAUCACCUGAACCAGCACCAAAGCGCUCAGCGAGACGUUUGUGCAAAGAAUCUUUCAAGAGCACUGUACUCGAGAGUGCAAUGGCUAGAAAAGAGAAAUCUAACUACACAGAGGAAAGAAGAGUUAAGAGUGAUAGGAAAUAUAGUCGGCCAGGAAGACCAAAAAAAAUAGCAAAAUGGGAGGAUGAACCCAAGCAGCCAGUUGCUAAGAUCACCGAUAUACCAAGCGAUAGUUCUCAGAACAUAUCUGAUAUCAAUGGUACCCAAUCAGAUGCAAGUUCAACAUUGGAUACGUUUAAAAAUACAUCACUCUCAGAGAAUAGUUCAAAUGAUGUGGCCCUCGACGAUACGCAGAAUACAUCCAUGGAUUUUGAAGGAAUGCCCAAAUUGAGCCCAGUUUCUAAAGUUCUGGAUGGCAAUCAAACUAAUAGCACUCGGUCUGUACCUGAAAGCCCAACCAAAGAUGAAGAUACUGUCAUCAACACUGAAACUGACAAACCGUUUUUGAAACCAAUCCUUGGUCGAGGAAAACGAGAACGUGGUAGACCUAAGGGAAGUGCCAAUGCCAGGAAAAUAGCAAAAACUGACGGUGCUAAUGAAGAUGGAUCCCCAUCUGUCGCGGAAACUGGAAAAAAUAACGACUAUCCGGAAGACGGUGCCGUUCCUGCAAAAAGAACUCGACGAAGUAUGGUUCCUAGUCCGAGUCCUGCGGAAGGCCAAGCGUCCAAGCCCGAAUCUACAGCCAUCCUUAAUGAAGCACACACUCCAUCUUUACUAUGCCUCUGUCUAGUGCGUUCUCAACUAUACGUAACGGCUACAGGUUCAGGAGCUCCUCUGUAUUGUACAGCGAUUGAUUCAAUAGAUAACAAGCUUGUUGGUUGUUGUAACGAGGUGGACACCAACGAUGUCGCUAUGCGGAGACCUAGCGCAAGAGUGCCUUUUAUAAUAUUGUGCAGAAUGCAUAGAGAAAGAUUGAUGAGGCACAAUUGCUGUCCUAGUUGUGGGUUAUUCUGUACACAGGGUAGGUUUGUUCAGUGCACGAACGGGCAUCAAUAUCACAGGGACUGCGAAGUUUAUCCUAAUAAAAAGGCACUGUGUCCUCACUGUGGCUGCGAAAGCUCUUCGUACGACGUAGCAAUUACUUUGCAGGCAAUGCGAAAACCUGUAUUUAUACCAACUCGUAGAAAGUUCUCAAAGUUACCAUCAGCCAAAAUGGGUUUCACGGGAAAAGGAGAUAAUACGAAGUUAGCAGAAAGACCUCCUAGCCCUCUUAUUCCACCAGAGGCUAUAAAAAUCGUGCAACCAACCUGCAAUACAGAUAGACCUGAACGUUACACUAUCAUGAGCUUGUAUACAGCGGUGAAAAAUGGGGAUUUGGAGAAAUUGGUCAACGUAUUGGCUUGUGGCUACAAUGCAAAUCAUGCGUUCCGGGAUUACGCUAAUCGUACAAGCUUACAUAUUGCAGCUGAUCGAGGCCACUUAGCUUGCGUUCACACUUUGAUCCAAGCAGGUGCGCAGUUGGAUGUUAUGAACAAAAAUCAGGUGACCCCUUUGAUGCUAGCUGCCAGUAAAGGCAGAGUAGACGUUGUGAAAUACCUAAUCAAAAUAGGAGCUGAUGUUACACUAAAAGGUGAAGAUGGUAUGACGGUUUUGCAUAUGGCGGCUAAGUCUGGGCAUUUGGAUGUGUGUCAGAUUAUUUUGUCGGAGUGUAAGGCGCCGAGAACUUUAGUAGACUCUGUGGAUGAUGGCGGCUGGACAAGUUUAAUUUGGGCUUGUGAAUUUUGUCACACGGACGUUGCCAGAUUUUUGUUAGAAAAAAAAUGCGAUCCUUUAAUAAGGGAUGCUGAACAAAAUAUAGCAUUACAUUGGAGUGCAUUCAGCGGAAGCUCAGAAAUCACAGAAUUACUCUUGAACCAAGGAUGCGAUGUCAAUGCUGUAAAUGUUCACGGAGAUACGCCACUACAUAUUGCUGCUAGACAAGACCAAUACGCUGUGAGCAUUUUGCUCCUGGCUCGUGGGGCUAAAGUUGGGGAAAUGAACACAGCUGGUGAGACAGCUGUAAAUUGCUGUGCAUCAGAAGGUGAUACUAUGUCUGCACUCAAAUUAAAUGCAAAAGUAAACGAAUUAACCGAGCACAUGUGGGAAACUACAGUUAAGAUUCUAUCGAAUGAUAUUUCUCGUGGUAAAGAGAACAAUCCCGUCCAGUGUGUGAACGGAUACGAUGCAGAAGAUAAACCUACUGACUUUUUGUACGUCACAGAAAAUUGCCUUACAAGCAGUAUAAAUGUUGAUCGCACAAUAACGUCGUUACAAUCGUGUCGUUGUGAGGAUAAUUGCAGUUCUGAAAAGUGCUUAUGUGGCAAUAUAAGCUUGAGAUGCUGGUACGAUGAAGAAGGAAAGCUUAUUCCUGAGUUUAACUAUGCUGAUCCUCCAAUGUUAUUCGAGUGUAAUCAGGCUUGCGAUUGUAAUCGUAUAACUUGUAACAAUCGGGUGGUACAGCACGGUCUUACUCAAAGAUUUCAGCUGUUCAGGACAAAGGGAAAAGGCUGGGGCCUCAGAACGCUACGAUAUAUUCUGAAAGGAACUUAUGUCUGUGAAUAUGUAGGAGAGAUAAUUUCUGACUCUGAGGCUGAUCAUCGUGAAGAUGACUCCUAUUUAUUUGAUCUAGAUAAUAGAGAUGGAGAAACAUAUUGCAUAGAUGCGAGGCGUUAUGGAAACUUAGCUCGUUUCAUCAAUCAUUCAUGUGCCCCCAAUCUCUUACCUGUCCGUGUAUUCGUCGAGCAUCAAGACCUUCAUUUUCCUAAAAUCGCAUUUUUUGCAAACCGAGAUAUUGAUGCUGAUGAAGAGCUUGGUUUUGAUUACGGAGAGAAGUUCUGGAUUAUUAAAUGCAAGUCAUUCACUUGCACCUGUGGUGCUGAAGCCUGCCGUUAUUCAGACACUACAAUUCAACUCACGUUGGAUAACUACAGAAGAAAGAUACAACAGGAAGAGCAACUUGCCGCACAAUUGUCUUAAUUCAAGAGAUUGGUAACCAAUCGCGUAAAACUCGGUAUUUGUUUCAUAUCGCGUAUUUUCCGAUAAAAAGAUGACAGAAAAGUUAAUCAACGAAAAAACCUUGAGAUGAAUGCAACUGCCAGUGGCAUAGUAGCUGUUGUAUUAAUUGUUGACAAACUACUAGUUUAUUCUCAUUUCAAAAUAUUGGAAUUAAAUUACCGGAUUGUUGAGUCUUGUCUUACCACGGAUGCUUUGUUUUAAGUGAAACUACUCCGUCGUUACUAACUUGACAUCAAUUCGAUGGGCUUAGGUGUUAAUAUAGUACAUAUUAAUCACGUUCAUAGCACUGAUGUAUUAUUAUUACUUUUACAGGAAUGAUUAUAUUUCAUCCACAUUGCCUCAAGUGUUAACGUCAUUUUGUUUUUAAGGUAGACGUGACCAAUAUAUACAUCACGUAACGGAAUCGAGCGUACGAGUACAAAAUUGUUAUGAAUUACGAGAGAAUGAAGGUGGCUAAAAUAUUACUCACGUUUUCACUUUUUCUUGUUUCGUGACGGCAAUUCUUUACCUAUGCAUACGCUUUAACUAUAUUUUCUAGGUAAUCGAAGUUGCCAAAUUUUUAAGGGCUGUUACGUCCACAGAUUAGUUGCAAUUUCUAUUGUUUAAUACCUUAUUCAAAUAACGUAGAUUGCAAUCAGUGAAAAAAAAGAAAUUGAUGGAAUUUUAUAGAACCUAAUUAUUGAAUAUGUUCCGUAAUUAUCUGUCCACAGUUUGGGUUAAUCUAGUAUCGUUUUGAAAAAUGAGACGAUAUGAACGUCUCUAGCAUUUACAUGCGUCGUGUGCCACUAUGCAUAGAUAAAAACGAACUCAAAUAGGAAAAUACAAUUGAUAGCGCAAGUAACAAAUAUGAUUCUUUGCGGCAAAAGAGUGAUGAUGUUUUCCAACGGUAGCUCUUCGACUAAUAUAAUCAAUUAUUCGUUGCAGGUAUCGUUUACGUAUCUCUUCAAAUACGAGCGCGAAUGAAUUCAUGAAGUUUCAAAUGCGUGAUAAAAUAUUCUAUUAUGAAGAAUUAGGUUUUUCUUAAAAUAUCAUUGAAUCGAAUCAUUGUUAAUAAAUAAUAUUCUAUGUAUGA
This is a messenger RNA of Athalia rosae (coleseed sawfly), 5519 nucleotides long. RefSeq names its product histone-lysine N-methyltransferase EHMT1 (gene G9a). The coding region runs from base 533 to 4408 and encodes 1291 amino acids. Lineage: Eukaryota; Metazoa; Arthropoda; Insecta; Hymenoptera; Athaliidae. The record is from RefSeq and is a predicted model, not a curated record. The transcript has 12 exons. Gene Ontology annotation, cellular component: nucleus. Gene Ontology annotation, molecular function: p53 binding; histone methyltransferase activity; protein-lysine N-methyltransferase activity.